Messenger RNA from Marmota flaviventris (yellow-bellied marmot), 1800 nucleotides. It is a transcript of the gene Trub1, whose product is annotated as TruB pseudouridine synthase family member 1. Gene Ontology annotation, molecular function: RNA binding; pseudouridine synthase activity. The record is from RefSeq and is a predicted model, not a curated record. Gene Ontology annotation, biological process: mRNA pseudouridine synthesis; tRNA modification. Lineage: Eukaryota; Metazoa; Chordata; Mammalia; Rodentia; Sciuridae. Gene Ontology annotation, cellular component: nucleus.
UCUGGGCAGUCAAAGUAUGGCAGCUGCAGAGGCGGCCGUGGUGUCGUCUUCGUCUUUAGAAACAGACCCAGCCCCUGAAACUGCAGAAAGUGCCGAAACAGCCGCAACAACGGCGGCGACCACGGCAGCAACGGCUGCAGCCAUGGCGGUUGCAGCCGCAGCUAGGACCGGAUGCGAAGCCAGGGUCCUCAAGGCCGCUUUGGCUACUAAGCUGCUGUCCCUUAGCGGCGUGUUCGCCGUGCACAAGCCCAAAGGGCCCACUUCAGCCGAGCUGCUGAAUCGGUUGAAGGAGAAGCUGCUAGCAGAAGCUGGAAUGCCCUCUCCAGAAUGGACCAAGAGGAAAAAGCAGACUUUGAAAAUUGGACACGGAGGGACUCUAGACAGCGCAGCUCGAGGCGUUUUGGUGGUUGGAAUUGGAAGGGGAACAAAAAUGUUGACCAGUAUGUUGUCAGGAUCCAAGAGGUACAUUGCCAUUGGAGAGCUGGGGAAAGCCACUGACACACUCGAUUCUACAGGGAAAGUGACAGAAGAGAAACCCUAUGAUAAAAUAACACAAGAAGAUAUUGAAGGCAUACUACAGAAAUUUACUGGGACAAUAAUGCAAGUACCCCCUCUUUAUUCUGCAUUAAAGAAAGAUGGACAGAGACUUUCAACUUUAAUGAAGAGAGGUGAAGUAGUAGAAGCAAAACCUGCCAGGCCAGUAACUGUAUACAGUAUCUCCCUUCAAAAUUUCCAGCCACCAUUUUUCACAUUAGAUGUUGAAUGUGGAGGAGGUUUUUAUAUCAGAAGCUUGGUCAGUGACAUUGGCAAAGAGCUCUCUUCCUGUGCCAAUGUACUAGAGCUUACCCGAACCAAACAGGGGCCAUUUACACUAGAAGAACAUGCCCUCCCUGAGGACAAAUGGACAAUUGAUGACGUUGCACAGUCUCUUGAGCAUUGCUCGUCUCUUCUGCCAGCAGAGCUGACACUUAAAAAAUCAAAACCCGAAGAGUCUAAUGAGCAGGUUUUGAGCUGUGAAUAUAUGACUCUAAAUGAGACAAAGGGGGAAGAUGAUGUUAAUAAGACAUUCUGAAGUUGUCCUGAGAAUAUCAUCAUUUCCUGGUUGACAUUUGAAUCCUGUGUGUAGAUGCAGAAUGACAGGCUACGUGCAAGGGACAACCGAUUCUUCUAACUUCUUUUUUUUUUUUUUUUUGCAUGAAUAAAAAUGACCAUCAUUUAGUUUCUAUAGCCUACAAUUUAUUUACUAUACAUUAUGAAUGGAGUUGCACUUGUUCAAUUCUUUUCUAUACUAUCGAUUGUUCUUUUAAGAUAUUUUUAUAUUAAAAUAUGAAUUUGAUUGGAAUCAGGAUAUUGAUGGUGUGUUUGAUUUCUUCAGCCUUUUUCUAUGAAAAAGCUGAACUGAUUUUCUAAGCAAAGAUUUAUGAGCUACGUGUCUGAGUAGCAUCAUUAAAUGUGAUUUUGAUUUUAUUUGGAUUUCCAUGUGGCUUCAUUGUUUAAGAAUUCUCUAACUCUGUUUGAAAUGGCCAUUACUGAACUCCUUCUUGCCUUUGGAGAAUUUGUUAUUAAAAAACAUUUCCUUAAAAAGACUGUACUCACCUAGUAUUUGCUGUGUGUGUUUAGAUCUUAGAAAUGAAUAAAGUUUUAUAAUAAAUAUUUGUAAAUGAACCAAUCAUUGCUGCUACCACUUACAAUAUGUAAAUAAAAGACUAAUAUUGAAUUAAUUUCUCUUCUGUUAGAGUCCAAGACAGCUCCUCCUCCAAUAGCUUUGUGCAGCUGUGUGCUUUUUUUUUUUUUUUUUUU